UUGUAUCACAAUAUGCGAGCGUUGAAACGUCGCUCCGCCGUUGCUGGUCAUCGGACAAUCUAUUUCCAGCGAGGUUGCUCGGUUUCGCAGCCGCCUUUCCGUCCCCCAGUGCGGGCUCGUAGUGCCAAGCAGUAGCAUGUACAUCGACCCGACAACGAAUCAAACGGUGCCGUGGAACGCACUGUGCACGUCGGCGGUGGCCGCGACCGUCGACUGGCCGACCGUGUGUGCGAUGAACUACAGCGCCAACUGGCCGUGCUGCGGCUUUGAUUUCUUCAACUACCUUCCGUGCCUUUCGCUCUGGCCACUCUAUGGCUGUCUCACGGCCGUCUUUUGCUGGUACUCGGAUAUCUUUGUCGACUUCAAGUCGACAGUCGACGAACUCCAUCACAUCCAAACCCAAGCCUUGGGCGUCGUGAUUGCGCGCCAAAAACAAAUCGUCAUGGGCAAGCAAGUGAGCGAUCCGCGGCGGCUCCUCAUGCUCCUUGCUAUGUGGACCGAGCUGCCCGGCUUUAGCUUCAUUCCGUACCAGCUGCUGUUCACGUUGUACAGCGGGGGCAACUACACCGCCCAGUUUCCAAGCUCGAUACAGCUCGGCAAAUUCGUGCUCUUGACCACGUUUUUGAUCUUUUACAUGGGCGCGCCAGUGCUCGGUCCCCGCGUCGAGACGAUUCGCCACCAAGUGCUCGCUCCAUUCCUCUUCGAUUCGUGCUUUAUGACGUACCUAUACUCGAUCGUCGACGUCGGUGGCUGCGCCAAUGGCAUGGACCAAGCGACGUGGCUCGGCGGCAGCUGCGGCCACCCGCAGCAUUAUUGGGUCUUCUUUCUCAUGGCGCUGCUCGUCUUUGUCGUGUACUAUUGGGGGACGCUGCAGUACAAGUUGAAACUCUCGGACCAAGUGUUUGCGGUCCGAUUUCGCUUCCAGACGUCGUUCAAUUCGCUCAUGACGUUUACGCGCACUGCAUGCUGCCUCGGGUUUUACACGAUGCAAAAACUUGUGCUCUACUCAUCCCCGGCCCACGUCACAAUCGCAUUGAGCCUUCUCAACGGUGGUCUCUUUGCGAUGCUCUUGCGCUACAACUAUCGCAUGCAACCGUGCCUCGGCGUCGGGCGCUUCCCCAACAACCUCCGGACACUUUCGUUUGCGACUUCGUGCUACACGUCCUUUGCCGCCUUUCUUUUCGGCGUCAUUGUCAAGGCCCAAGGCAAAAUGACAGCGUCGCCCUCGGAUUUGUAUGUGAUUUUGGCGCUCGCCGUCGUGUACCCGGUGUUUGCCCUCUACGUGUGGCGGUUCAACCACCGACGCGCCACGCUGUUUCAAGUGCCCAACCUCAGCCUUCUCGAGUCGCUCGAGCACCCGACGCCCCGCGUCCGCGCGAUUGCCGCCGUCUGCGUCACCCUCGAACCGUUCGCCAAUAUGCACGAAAUCGAGCUGAUUGUCGAGCAGCUCGAGGCCAACUUGCAGCGAGACUCGUCUGCAGAGCGCUUUAUGGUUGGUGCAUACACGUGCCAAGCGUUGUGGCACCUUUGGUUCAAGUACUUUCACAUGCGCCAGUGCGUGUUUGAGCUCGACGAGCCCGAGUUUUGCCUUCCGUUUGGGAAGUGGAAAACGGUGGCCGCGCCUCGCAUUCUGCCGCGGCUACACGGCGCACAAGUCUCGUCGCUCGCGUCACGUCUGUGGCAGUCGGAGCGGGGCUGGCUUCUCACGGGCACCGAUCACCUUCGCGCGCGCCUCGAGUCGUUCAAGCCACAAACGCAAGGCCGCCGACUCGUCCAGCUCGUCCAGCGCGCGUCCGACAUUGGCUGGACGACGCGCAACCAAAAGCUACUCGCAUCGCCACUCAUACAACGCUGUUUCGAGAAGACCGUGCACAUGUGUGCCCAUCUUUUGCGCUGCCACUCGCCGGUCGCGCGCCAGCUCUGCGCCAAGCUGCUGCAUGAAAUGUACACCUGCGAGUGCGUCCGACUGACGAAAAGCACCAUGAUUGCCAUGAUGUGCAUUCUCUGCGGCAGCGAGCAAGAAACACUCGCCAAGUCGGCGGUGCUCACGAUUCUAAGUUUGUUUCAAGACCAGCUGCACGCGAUGCCAUCCGACGUGGUGCGCCUCGCGACCACGUUGCAUCUGAUGCACAUGUCAGAGUUUGUGCGACGCCACCACGCGCGCAACGACAACCUUUCGGUGCGGCUACUGCAUUUUUUGAUCGAGCUCAUUGACGCUAUAUCACCGCUCAAGAUUGAGCCGCCCAACUACCUCUGCGCCGAGUACGUGGAAAAUCUCAUGGUUGCCCAGACCGAGUGCAACCUGUACUCGAUGCACCUAUUGAUUGACAAGCACUGUGCCGGGCUACAUGCAAUCUACGCUGCUUACAUGCGGCAGGUCGGCCGGCAGCAAGUUUCCCGUGUUGUGGUCAAACCAAAGCGGUCGUCGGUGGCGCUUACCCGCGGCGCGACGUCAGUCGUUCCCCUGACGUCGCUCGGCAUCAUGCAUUCGGGCUGGCAACAGCGACGGCGUGGCAGCUCGCUCCUACGACGCUUUGGGAGCAGCAGACAAGACUCGUUCGCACCCUUGGGUCGGUUCCGGGCGCCGGUCUCGGCCGAGCAGUAUGAAGCGAUUAUUGAGCGCAAGCAGAUUGCUUCGACAAUCUUGGCGGACAUUCGCUAUUUACUUGAAGCGGGCCGGAUGGCGUCGACACCACUGAAGGUUAUUUGUCGCCACCGGACCGCGCGCCGCGUCUUCUCGGUGCUGCAGCGGUACCCCGUGUACCUCGACUACCUCCGAGACCACAUUACGUAUCUCGACUACGACUACAUUCGGAGGCUUUGCGGCGAGAUGGCACGGCGACAGCGGUGGCAGUUUUUCCAGCCAGAGCGCACGACCGACGUGAGCUCGCGCGUCGACCGCGCGACGCCAGGACAGUCACAGUGGACCGAGUUCUCCUUGCGGACGAAGCGGCCCGUGUCACAAGCGGUCACAACAGCCGUUGAACUUGCAGAUAUGGAGUAAGUGCCUCAAAGAGCAUAGUAUCGACG
Messenger RNA from Saprolegnia diclina VS20, 3030 nucleotides. RefSeq lists its product as hypothetical. The record is from RefSeq and is a predicted model, not a curated record. NCBI's taxonomy places the organism in Eukaryota, Oomycota, Saprolegniomycetes, Saprolegniales, Saprolegniaceae. The transcript has 5 exons. The coding region runs from base 137 to 3004 and encodes 955 amino acids.